Molecule: messenger RNA, 2022 nt
Organism: Trichoderma virens Gv29-8
Lineage: Eukaryota; Fungi; Ascomycota; Sordariomycetes; Hypocreales; Hypocreaceae
Exons: 6
Coding region: 1-2022 (673 amino acids)
Biological process (GO): Golgi to plasma membrane transport
Cellular component (GO): exomer complex
Molecular function (GO): protein binding
Source: RefSeq, a predicted model, not a curated record
AUGGUUGCGCCAGCAGUGCCUGAAUUAUCCGAGGACGUCCUCCACGAGUCGAUCGAUGCCAGGACAGAAUCACUUGCAGCAUUGCGAGAGCUGGGCCCACCGGAUCUUGUGCAUCUGGUGAAGCAAGCAGUGCGCAAUCCAGGAAAGCAGGCCGGCGUCUACCAUCACGUUACCGGCGUCGAUGCGUCGUCUUCGGCAAGCCUGGCGGCCUACAUCAACACAUUGACGUACAGAGACCAUGACCCAAACACAACUACCAGGAUCGUCGAGGGUGUAUACUGUUGCUACAAUGCUUUCUCACGAUUAGACAUGCGGGUGCAUGUGUCCAUUCCCGGAACCGUCGAGAGCUACUGUGUUGACGAGCGAGGCGAAAAGCGAAAGGCAUCGGACGAUCUGUGGCUAGAGACAUAUCUUUGCAGCGUCCUAAGAGCGUACUCGUACGCCGACGAUGGUAGUGGCGAUAGCAUCCGCAAGAUUGUCGGCGUCCGAAGAUUCAACCCUGUCACUAACACAGAGACUGAGCAUCGCUUCCUGAAUGCGGCCGAACAGCUCUUCUUCAGGGGGUGGCAGCUAGGAUCCGAUUCGAUUGUUCAGGUCCCUACCAACGUGUCAAAUCAUCUCACCACUGGACUGCUCAAGUAUCUCGAGACUACAGGCCGCUAUACAUCCGGUAUCAACCUCUUCGAGAAGCUUCGCACCCAGAGCGUCGAGGUUGCCUCGCUGCUAGCAAAAGUAUUGUUCAUGGGCCAUGAAGAAGUGUCGGGAGUAAAAGUGCUGUAUCAAUCGCUUCAACAAACCCCAAUGGACUAUGUCAUGCUCGACACACAGGCAGACUUCCUCUUGAAGAAGGCCACGAAAGCCGAAACGCCGGAAUUGAAGGAAGAGAGACUAAAGAUGGCUCUCGGUUGUGCAGACCGCAGCACCAUUGCUGCGCCAAGCGAGUUUAGCACUUGGGCUAGAUUGGCUCAGGUAUAUGUCGCCAUGGAGGACUGGGAGAAUGCUUUGACAAUCCUCAACUCGUGCCCCAUGUUCACGUACCAGGACAAGGAUUCUCCCUUGAUGCCCGAGCCGAGAGACGUUCACCUUCCCACCCUUCCCGAAACGCGCCUUGAUGAGAUUGACAGCGAGCCAGAGUCAAGAUAUGCGGAACAAGUCGACCCGAGUUUGCUGAGCCUGAGGGCAGCAUCUUAUCGUGGCACAUUCAAGAAGGCGUACAGCAUAUUGACGGAAAUGACGGCCAAGAUUGGUUGGGAUCAACUUUUAAAGAUCCGCAGCAAUGUCUUCGUCAUGGAGGAUGAGUACCGUACCGAGAAGCAAGAAGCUACCCAGGCUGCCCAGCCGAUGCGGAGUCCAAGCAUGGAUGGCCUCCGUGGCACACCAGACCCCACCACGAAUGGAGAGGAGGGCUCAGACGAUGAGAAUGAGAAGCCCUCAGAACCAGCUGCAUCGAAAUUGGCCCCCAAUGGGGAGAACAGCGGAGGUACCAAUGCCGAUGACCAUCUCUCCAAAUUGAACACCAAGCGGCUGUGUGAGCGUUGGCUGGAUAGCCUGUUCAUGGUUCUAUAUGAAGAUUUACGGGUCUACACAAUCUGGCGCACGCAGAUGGCCCAGUACCGUGCCCAGCAGAUACAAUACAAGAAGUCAGCGGAGGAGUGGGAGAUUCUCGGCUCGCUUGCGGAACGUCUGCAGCACUUUGACGAAGCCGCUGAGGCAUACCGGGCCUGCCUGUCCCUGCGCUUCAGCCCCAAGGCCCUGGCUGGCGUGCUGCGCGUCUUUGAGAAGACCAAGAGCACUAGAGAGACGGUGGCGGCAGUGAUUCGACUGGUUACCUGGCAGUACAGGUGGUACAGCGAGUUCAGUCCGGAGCUGCUGCACACUAUCCGGACCUUGAUUGAGGACGAAGGUGCCGUCAAAGUCAGGAGCAUCAUUCAGGCAACAAGCCUCCCACAACAUGUGCUUGAUCUGACGCACCACUACGCGGCUCUUUGCGCAACAUUCCGCAGCAGCGGCACAGAUGGUUAA